AUGUUUCUGGCGUUCUUUCUCAUCGGCCUCUGUAUUUUCUACUUCUAUAGCAUAAAAAAAUUUGUAUUCUUUUCGCAAAAGAGCAUCAAACAUGACCCACCUGUUCCGAUCUUCGGGAACCACGUGCAGGUCGCGUUCGGCAGAAGAACACAGACUGAAGUAUUUAACAGUCUCUACAAAAGAUACCCCUCCGAGAAAAUCGUAGGGUACUACAAAGGUACGAAACCGGAGUUUCUCGUUCGAGAUCCCGAAAUUAUAAAACACGUCUUAAAUACGAAUUUCUCAGAGUUCUGUAACCGAGGCGUUAGGCGUGAUCCAAAAGUGGAACCGCUUAUGUUAAACAUGUUUUCGGAAGACGGCAGCGUCUGGAAGUUACUCAGGCACAACCUAUCGCCGGCUUUCUCGGGUAGUAAGUUGAAAAGUAUGUUUCCCAUAAUCGUUAGUUGUACGAAUAAACUUGUAACUGUGGCGAAAGAACUGGCACUCGAAGGAAAAGAGUUUGACGCAUGUAUUCUAUGCGCGCGAUUCACCAUAGACCUGGUAGGUGCUAGUGGAUUUGGCAUCGACAUGAACACAAUAAACAACGAGCAAUCCCUCUUCUUAAAGCUUCGCGAGCUGAUGUUCAUAAAGUCUAAUUGGCAAAUGUUCCUGUACGGUAUCCACGAUCUCUUUCCCGAAUCCUUUAUUAAAAAGAUACAUAUAUCGAGACCUCAAGUACGUCUGAUAAUUAAGCAAAUAUUAGACAGUGUUCGGAGCCAAAGAACGAAUGACACAAAUCCACGCAACGACUUUAUUAAUCUUCUACUAGAGCUAGGUAAGGUCGGAAAAAUCAGUGGCGAGUCGUUAGAAACGGAUGCAAAUGGUAAAUAUAAAGAGAUGGAAAUGGACUUCAACGAUGAUCAUAUAAUUGCUCAACUGUUCAUAUUCUUCAUGGCCGGUUUUGAAACUUCUUCGACUACAAUGAGUUACGCGAUGCAUAAGCUCGCGUUCCACCCAGAAAUCCAACAGGAAGUUCAGAGAGAAAUUGAUAAGUCGCUUGCUAAACAUAACAAUAAAUUAUGUUAUGAAUCAGUUUCGGAAAUGGUUCUAUUGGAGCUGAUCGUUAAAGAGUGCCUAAGACUCUUUCCACCAGCCGGAUACACUUCGAGGAUUUCGUCAAAUGAUUGCGUUUUACCCGACGUUAAUGUUGAGAUCAAGAAAGGUACAAAAAUUAUAAUUCCCAUACAAGGAAUUCAACUGGAUCCCGUGUACUUUGAAAAUCCAGAACAAUUUAAUCCAAAGAGAUUUUUACAUGAAACAUUGCAGCCCCGCCAUAAAUAUGCAUAUAUUCCCUUUGGAGAGGGACCGAGAAAAUGUAUCGGAGCUCGCCUAGGUACAUUGGAAACUAUGGCCGGCUUGGCGGCAGUUCUUAACAAAUUCGACAUUAAGACCUCACCAUCUUCAACUAGGAACAUCCAUCCAAACAGGGCCGCUUACCUUAUUCAGUUUAUAGAUGGAGGUUUACCGCUUCGCCUAACACUGAGAGAAAAAUCUAGUGUGAUAAGUAACGGUUUUCCUUAA
This is a messenger RNA of Leptosia nina, 1560 nucleotides long. Lineage: Eukaryota; Metazoa; Arthropoda; Insecta; Lepidoptera; Pieridae. The record is from the annotation of a GenBank genome assembly.